AUGGCCUCUGUCAGCGUUACUGAGACGAUCGUUCCCAUGCCACAAUCACAGUUCCCUCCGCCUGCCAAAUCAUGGCAAGCCAUUCGAGACGAAAAGCGCGCUGAGCAGUUGUCGAGGAUUCCUUCGUCCUGGAGACUGCAGGCAUCGCAGUACCCGGCGAAAGACGAAGUGGAUGUACGGCCAACCGCCAUUACAUCGGGGAUCCUCUCCGAAAGAGAGCUUGAAAUCACAGGCGAAAAGUACGAUGCAACCUCGCUCGCCGCAGAGGUUGCCAAGGGCACGUACACGGCCGUUGAAACGGUGACGGCAUUCUGCAAGCGUGCUGCAAUCUGCCAGCAGCUUUGUCAAGCGUUGACGGAAAUCUGUUUCAGCGAUGCAAUCGACAAGGCGAAAAAGCUGGAUGAGUACUUCGAGAGAACGGGUGGAAAGACGGUGGGCCCUCUACAUGGUUUGCCGAUGACUUUCAAAGAGUGCUUCCACGUCAAAGGAUACGAUGCAUCCAACGGGUACAUUUCGCGCUGUUUCGACCCUUCCACCACGACCACCCCCAUCAUCCAGCUGGUCGAGGACGCCGGUGCAGUCGUCAUUGCGAAGACCAACGUCCCACAGACGAUGCUCGUAGCCGAGUGCGAGAACAAUGUCUUUGGGCGCACAAAGAACCCCAUCGUCAAGCACCUGUCGUGUGGCGGGAGCAGUGGCGGCGAAGGGGCGCUCUCCGCUUUCAGGGGAAAUGCAUUAGGUAUUGGCACUGAUGUGGGAGGAUCCAUCAGACUUCCCGCCGCGUUCAACAGCGUGUAUGGCUACAAACCUUCAGUUGGUAUCCUUCCCUUCAUCGGAUACGCCGCCUCAGGCUGGACCGGUGUCAAUACCGGCAUUCCUGCUGUCCUAGGGCCCAUUGGACACUCAGUUCGAGAUCUCAGGUUGCUCACUGAAGCUGUUCGCAAGGGUAAACCAUGGCUAUUUGACCCAGCCGUUAUACAUGGCAUUAUGGAGUCUCCGGAUCCUGUACUCACGACCAAAAAGCCUAUCGUCGGUAUCCUCCACGAGUCGGGCGUCACACCUCACCCGCCCGUCCGCCGCGCCCUCCACGAGGCUCAGCUCAAAGUUGAAGUUGCCGGCUACGAAGUCAGAGACUUCACUCCCGUCUGCCCAGACUUUGCCGAGUUAAGAGAAAUCAGCAGUCAGUUAUUCACCGUUGAUGGGGCUUCAUACGCGCGGCGAGAACUGGCCAAGGCAGGUGAACCGGUUGUACCCUCAGUGACCAAGUUUGGCUUCUUCGACAUGCCCAGAAAGAUGCACGAGGAGAUGUGGCAGUGGAAUACUAAAAAGGGGCAAAUGCAGAAGGAGAUGCUGGAUGCAUGGCAACAACUGGGUAUUGACUUGCUUAUUGCGCCUGCUGCACCGCACACCCCGAUUCCUCCGGAACAUUGCACUUCGGAGCUAUACACAGUUUCAUGGAAUGCUGUGGAUUAUCCUGCGAUAAUCAUUCCGUUCACGAAGGCGGAUCCGCAACUGGACCCCAGGGACAACGCAUUCGAGCCAAAACACGACUUGGACCAAAGAGUCCAGGCAUUGUACGACCCGGAGCUCAUGGCUGGGGCGCCAGUCUCCCUGCAAAUCGUUGCCCCGAGGCUGCAAGACGCGGCUUUGCUCAGGUAUGCCGAGGAGCUGGAUAGGGUGUUGAACGAGACCAAGAUAGCAUAG
Molecule: messenger RNA, 1704 nt
Organism: Aspergillus mulundensis
Lineage: Eukaryota; Fungi; Ascomycota; Eurotiomycetes; Eurotiales; Aspergillaceae
Product: Amidase
Exons: 5
Coding region: 1-1704 (567 amino acids)
Source: RefSeq, a predicted model, not a curated record